This is a messenger RNA of Bradysia coprophila, 3223 nucleotides long. Its product is annotated as elongation factor-like GTPase 1. Gene Ontology annotation, cellular component: cytosol; ribonucleoprotein complex. NCBI's taxonomy places the organism in Eukaryota, Metazoa, Arthropoda, Insecta, Diptera, Sciaridae. Gene Ontology annotation, molecular function: GTPase activity; GTP binding; ribosome binding. The record is from RefSeq and is a predicted model, not a curated record. Gene Ontology annotation, biological process: cytosolic ribosome assembly.
UAAAUAGAGAGUGGUACAUGUGUUACAUGUGUGUUUUUGAAGUUGCAAUAAGUUUUUUUGUCUUUAGUUGUUUCCUUCUCAUUUUCGUCCAGUAUUUACAAUGCCACACAUAGAUAAAGUGAAAUUAGCCUCCCUACAACAAAAUUUGAGUCGUAUUCGUAACAUUUGUAUACUGGCACAUGUUGAUCAUGGCAAAACAACAUUAGCUGACUCCUUGGUAGCUAGUAAUGGAAUCAUAUCGCAAAAAAUGGUUGGCAAGCUGCGGUACAUGGACAGCCGAAGCGAUGAACAGGAACGAGGCAUUACAAUGAAAAGCAGUUCGAUAUCCUUGCACUACACGGACCGUAAGGAGAGCAACGAAUUUCUGAUCAAUUUGAUCGAUUCACCGGGGCAUGUGGAUUUCUCCAGUGAAGUGUCAACAGCGGUACGACUGUGUGACGGUGCUAUAGUUUUGGUCGAUGUGGUCGAAGGGGUUUGUUCGCAGACACGGAUUUGUCUGAAACACGCUUACAUGGAAAAUCUGAAACCGAUUUUGGUGUUGAACAAAAUCGAUCGUCUGAUCACCGAGAAAAAAUUGUCGGCCCUGGAUGCCUAUGUUUACAUAUCGCAGGUGUUGGAGCAGGUCAAUGCAGUUGUGGGAAAUCUUUUUGCCACCGACGUUAUGUCUAAAGAAACACCAGCAGAUACGCAUGACUGCGGUCUUGAAGAUGCAGACGACUCAACGUUGUACUUUGCGCCCGAAAACGGAAAUGUGGUCUUCUGUUCAGCAGUGGAUAAUUGGGCAUUCACAGUUGCCGAUUUUGCUCAAAUGUAUGCACCGAAACUGGACAUUCCAGUGAAUGUGCUCACCGAUUCUUUGUGGGGAGACUUUUACUACAACGCAAAAGAGAAACGAGUCAUUCCCGGUGCACAAGAAAAGGCCAAGAAACCGAUGUUCGUUCAAUUCAUUUUGGAAAAUAUAUGGAGCCUGUACGACGUGUUGCUGGUACGUAAAGACAAAGAGAAAAUUCCAAUGAUAACAGAGAAACUGGGCAUAAAAUUGACCACACGUGACCUACGGCACACCGAUCAUCGGAUUCAAUUGCAAGCGAUUUUUGCUCAAUGGUUGCCAAUUGAAAAAGCCGUUCUAGAAAUGGUUGUCCAACAAAUUCCAGCGCCGGGUUCCAUGUCCGACGAAAAGGCUGAACGGUUGAUGUGUUCGUUGAAUCAGAACUUCUCCUCACUUCCGGCUGAAACUCAAGCGUUGAAAAAGGAAUUUCAGAAAUCGGAUAAGAAUAGUGACACCGUCAUCGCUUUCAUAUCGAAGAUGAUUCCAGUAAGCAAAGACUCAUUGCCCGAUAACAAACCGAGGUCUUUGACGGUCGAAGAGAUGGAGAAGAGACGUGCUAUAGCCCGACAACGACAUCAAGAACAACAAUUAGCCAAAUCCGAAGCACUCAAGGAAACAGUUGAUGGAGUGACUACCGAACUUCAGGAAAAGCUUACCGUCGACGACACUAAACAAACGGACGUUGGUGACGACGAAGACGACGUGUUCAUUGGAUUCGCCAGAGUUUACAGUGGUACAUUAAGAAAAGGUGCAAAGCUAUACGCAUUGAUGCCCAAACAUGAUCCACGAUCGUUAGACAUAUCAAAUCCCCUGUCGUCACCGUACAUGUUCGAAGUGACAAUUGAAAAUUUAUUCCUUUUGAUGGGUCGCGACUUGGAAGAUCUCGAUGAAGUGCCUGCGGGAAAUAUUGUUGGCAUCGGAGGCCUUCAAAAUCAUGUAUUAAAAACGGCCACCAUCUCGACCAGUUUUUAUUGCCCAUCCUUUUCUGAAAUGCAAAUGAUGGCCACACCCAUUCUGCGAGUAGCUGUCGAAACUGAAAACACUUUCGACAUGCCAAAAUUACUGAAAGGAUUCAAACUACUUAAUCAGGCCGAUGCAUGCGUGCAAAUUAUCGUGCAGGAAAAUGGGGAGCAUGUACUGCUGACACUAGGCGAAGUGCAUUUGGAACGUUGUAUUGCUGAUUUGGAGCAGAGAUACGCUAAAGUGAAAUUGAAUGUUUCGUCGCCCAUUAUACCGUUCAGGGAGACUAUUGUUCCCGAUGCUAAGGUCGACAUGGUCAACGAAAUUAUUGUUACGAAUGAUGAGAACGCGGAUAAGUCAGUGACCAUUCAUUACGCAAACAAGCAAUGCAAAUUGAAAGUCUUAGCUCUGCCACUAGAUGAGGAAAUCGUUCGAAUUUUAGAUGAAAAUACGGAUACACUGAAAGCACUAUCAAAGUCAUCAAUGAUUCCACUGUCCGAUCGAAUGACAUUGGCUCUAAAUGAUUUGAAAACGAAAUUAUCGAAAAGCUUCCAAAGCUCGACCAUCGUUCAAUUGAAAACAUCCGACUCCAUCGAUCGCGUAUGGAGCAUUGGUCCGAAGAAGUGUGGCAACAAUAUUCUGCUUAACUGCACCGAUUUUGUUCAUAAACCAUUUUGGACGGCACUCAACGAAUCGAAAUCAGUUACGGAUGCAUACGGUCGUAAUGAUUUCGAAAAUUCGUUUCUGAAUGGCUUUCAACUGUCCACGUUGUCGGGACCGAUAUGCGAGGAACCGAUGCAUGGUGUUUGCUUUAUAGUCGAAGAAUGGACUCUGAGUGAGGCUGACACAUCAGGCAUUAUGUCCGGUCAAAUCAUUUCAACUGUUAAGGAAGCGUGCAGGAAAUCUUUCCAGAAUCAGUCGCAACGUUUAGUGACGCCGAUGUAUGCAUGUAACAUUGUAUGUAGUGCCGAUGUAUUGGGUCGAAUGUAUGCAGUAAUUGGACGUCGCCAUGGUCGCAUACUGUCCGCCGAUUUAACACAAGGCAGCGGCACAUUCACGGUAAUGGCCGUUAUACCAGUUAUCGAAUCUCUGAACUUUGCUCAAGAUAUUCGAAAACAAACAUCUGGGCUAGCCUGUCCGCAGCUUACGUUUAGCCAUUGGGAGGUGGUCGAUAUUGAUCCAUACUGGGUUCCAUCAACUGAAGAGGAGUACUUGCAUUUCGGCGACAAAGCAGAUUCCCAGAAUCGAGCUAAACUCUACAUGGAUUCAGUAAGGAAGCGAAAAGGUUUAAUGGUCGAGGAGAAGCUUGUUGAACAUGCUGAAAAGCAAAGAACUUUAUCGAAAAAUAAGUAAAAAUGAAAUUGGCUGAUGUGUGUGUAAAACGAACCGUAUAAAUUGAUGAAUUUUAUAAAGAGUUUGUCGGAAGUGGAAAAA